CUCUCUCUCUUUUGGCGCUUCUGCAGUACUUUUUCCUCGACUCACUACUCUGAAAACACUGAGACACAAACAAAACUCAGCAUUUAUUUCUUUCAAAACUUUCAAACCAAUACACACUCUCACACACAGAGUGACAGAGAGUGAGAAAAUGGAAGAAGAGGGAAUUGGGUUAGUGCUGGCAAAAGCCACAGAGCUGAGAUUCAAAAUCAGCAAUUGCAUUCACAAGGCUACCACCAAUUCAACCAAUGGCCUCCCUGAACAACAAGUCACUGAUAAAGAUGAAGAAGAAGAAGAGCAAGAACAAGAAGAAAUGGAGAGGCUUUUGAAUAUUUCUGAUGCCCUUGAAUCCCUCGAGAACCAGCUCUCUUCCUUGCAGACCUUGCAACUACAACAACGAUAUGAAAGAGAAGUGGCCCUUGCUGAGAUCGAAAAUAGCCGUAAGAUGUUACUUGAUAAGCUCAAGGAGUAUAAAGGAGAGGAUUUGGAAGUGAUACAUGAAGCUUCUGCUUUUGCUGGUGAAACAGUGGAGCACAACAAUGAUCUCCUGCUUCCUCCAUAUCCAAGCCGCCCUCCACACUCACUUUCUCUAGAGAAUGGUUCUCUACCACGGUUCCCUUCCACACUUAAGUCUAUACAAAAUGGAAUAAUAACCAGCGAUCCAAUGAUAGAAGCGAAGAAGAAUGCCAGUGAGUUAGAGGCGAGUCAAAUGCAAACCGGGUCCAAAAAUUCAAGGAAUGGGCUGGGAUGUUUUGUAAGUGCAGCAGGCAAGACAGUGCUUACUCUUGUUGGUGUGGUAUCUAUCUUAAGCUUGUCUGGUCUUGGGCCUAAUUUUGCAAAAAAGGAUAACCUUUUCAAGUUUUUGGGCCAAUUUCAGCAACCUUCAGCUGAGGAAAAGAGUUCAAAUAUCCAAUGUCCACCUGGGAAAGUCCCAGUGCUGGAAAAUGGAAAAGCUCGGUGUCUUGUGAAAGAGAGAGUUGAAGUGCCAUUCUCAUCAGUUGUUGCUAAACCAGAUGUAAACUAUGGGUGUGGGCAAAAGACCAUGAGCACCUCGGAAGUGAUCACAGGGUUCACAGAAGAGCAAGAAGCUCUGGUGGUGAAAUCAUGGACUGCAAUGAAGAAAAAUUCUGGAGAAUUGGGUCUCAAAUUCUUCUUGAAGAUAUUUGAGAUAGCACCUUCAGCUCAGAAGCUGUUCUCCUUUCUGAAAGACUCAAAUGUUCCUCUGGAACGAAACCCAAAGCUUAAAUCCCAUGCCGUGACUGUCUUUGUUAUGACUUGUGAAUCAGCGGUGCAACUUCGGAAAGCUGGGAAAGUUACCGUGAGAGAGUCAACCUUGAAAAAAACGGGUGGUGUUCACUUCAAAAGUGGGGUCGUUGACGAACAUUACGAGGUCACAAAGUUUGCACUGCUAGAAAUCAUAAAGGAAGCAGUACCGGAAAUGUGGUCGCCGGAGAUGAAGAUUGCAUGGGGGGAAGCUUAUGAUCAGUUGGUUGCGGCUAUCAAAUCUGAAUCGAAGCCUUCCUCUUAGACUUCUGGAAUAUAUAGAAAUAAGCAUAAUCUCUUCCUUUAUAGAAUGAGUUUGCAAUAUUCCAUGUAAAAACACAAGCGUAAUUUGUGUAUCUAUGUGCAUGUAUUCAUGUGUAUUUUGGGUUUUUAUUAUGGAUAUCAAUUUUCUAAGUAAAAUAUGUUUUACUUAA
Molecule: messenger RNA, 1694 nt
Organism: Quercus lobata
Lineage: Eukaryota; Viridiplantae; Streptophyta; Magnoliopsida; Fagales; Fagaceae
Product: plastid division protein PDV2-like
Exons: 6
Coding region: 149-1525 (458 amino acids)
Biological process (GO): chloroplast fission
Molecular function (GO): heme binding; oxygen binding
Source: RefSeq, a predicted model, not a curated record